AUGCCUGACUUCAAGCUUUCAGCAACUUUGGAGGGCCACGGCGAUGAUGUUCGCGCCGUGGUGUUCCCAAACCCCAAUGUCAUUCUCUCCGCUUCCCGCGAUGCCACAGUCCGACUCUGGAAGCUCGUAUCGAACCCACCUCCCGCAUAUGACUACACGAUUGCUGCCCACGGCUCCGCCUUCAUCAACAGCUUAGCAUAUGUACCACCCACAGCAGAGUUCCCAGAGGGCCUUGUUCUCUCUGCUGGACAAGAUGCCGUCAUCGAGGCCCGGCAGCCUGGGAAAGGUGCUGCAGACAAUGCGGACGCGAUGCUUCUGGGCCAUGGUCAUAAUGUCUGUGCUUUGGAUGUGUCCCCGGAUGGUGGAUGGAUUGUCAGUGGCAGCUGGGACUCAACUGCGCGACUGUGGAAGGUCGGCAAGUGGGAGUGUGACGUGGUCCUCGAUGGACACGAAGCAAGUGUCUGGGCUGUCCUAGCCUACGACGAAAACACAAUCAUCACAGGCUGCGCCGAUAAAAUGAUCCGAAUGUUUAAUACCUCUGGAAAACUGCUCGGCAGUGUACAGAACUCCGACGACGUUGUACGCGCCUUAUGCAAGCUUCCUGCGUCACAUCCCUCGGGUGCCCAAUUCGCUUCAGCCAGCAAUGACGGAAUCAUUCGUCUCUACACAAUGCAAGGUCAGCUUGUUGCAUCACUCUACGGGCAUGAGAGCUUCAUCUACUCGCUUGCAGCUCUCCCAACCGGCGAGCUUGUGAGCUCCAGUGAAGAUCGCACCGUGAAGAUAUGGAACGGGACCGAAUGUGUACAGACAAUCACCCACCCUGCCAUCUCAGUGUGGAGCGUUGCGGCCUGCAAGGAGACUGGUGAUAUCGUCACGGGCGCUAGUGACCGCAUCACUCGUGUAUUCACUCGAAGCCCAGAUCGCCAAGCAGCCCCGGAGGUCGUGCAGCAGUUCGAUCAAGCCGUCAAGGAAUCAGCCAUCCCUGAACAACAAGUCGGAAAGAUUAAUAAAGAGGAGCUACCCGGUCCAGAGUUUAUUCAACAGAAGUCCGGAACCAAGGAGGGUCAAGUCCAGAUGAUUCGAGAAGCCGAUGGCAGUGUUACUGCUCAUACCUGGUCAUCAGCAACACAGGAGUGGAUUGCCGUUGGCACUGUGGUGGAUUCGGGCGGUAGCAGUGGUCGCAAGACCGAAUAUGCAGGCCAUGAUUAUGACUACGUCUUCGAUGUUGACAUUGAAGAUGGCAAGCCUCCAUUGAAACUUCCCUAUAAUGCCUCGCAGAAUCCAUACGAGGCCGCGACGAAAUUUAUCGGCGACAACGAACUCCCUAUGACAUAUCUCGACCAAGUUGCAAACUUCAUCACUCAGAACACCCAAGGCGCUACCAUUGGACAAUCCUCACAAGAAGCCGCGGGUUCUGAUCCUUGGGGCUCAGACCGACGGUAUCGUCCUGGAGAUGGCUCGGCUGCUGAAGAGUCCCAACCACCUGCCCCCGAACCACGACCCAAGGUCCUUCCUCAAAAGAUCUACCUCUCAAUCCGCUCAGCAAACUUAAAGGUCAUCACAAAGAAACUGCAAGAACUGAACGCACAACUCGUGUCUGACGGCUCCAAGGAGGUGGCUUUGAGUCCCGCGGAAAUGGAAACAGUCAUCGCCUUGUGCGGUCAGCUAGAAUCAUCUCAGCAGCUCAAAGACACACCCGAGGUUGAAUCAGGUGUGCCUUUGAUUUUGAAGAUUGUCACAACCUGGCCCGCCGCCAACCGACUACCUGGCUUAGAUAUUCUCCGUCUUUUGGCAGGUGCCUCGUCGUUCACAGCGAAGGCCGAGUACGAAGACGAGAACGUUGUAUCGGGCGUCAUUUCCAGUGGUGUCUUCGACUCACCGCUCAAUGUCAACAAUGCAAUGCUCGCCAUGCGAACCUUCGCAAACCUCUUCGAGACAGCAGAGGGUCGAGACUUGGCAAUUCGCUCCUUUGAUCAAAUCCUAGCAGGAGUGAAGUCUGCCCUAGCCAAUAGCGGCGCGUCGCCAAAUCGCAACCUCGAAAUCGCUAUCACGACCCUCUACAUCAACUUCGCUGUUUAUCUUACUUCUGAAGACAGGAGCCAGACACCUGAAUCCUCGGAACAGGGGCUGGUGCUACUCGAAGAGUUGGCUCGGAUUGUUGCCGCAGAGAAGGACUCGGAAGCUGUCUAUCGGGCUCUCGUCGCUCUGGGCACACUGGUGGCUGCUCUCGGAGAGGAGGUUAAGAGCGCAGCCAAGGAAGUUUAUGAGAUUCAAAGCGUUCUUGCUAGAGUCUCGGCUUCUGGCCCUGGAAAAGAGCCGCGUAUCAAGGGUGUUAUCGGUGAGAUCCAGGAGGCUCUCUGA
Penicillium brevicompactum is the source of this 2361-nucleotide messenger RNA. RefSeq names its product WD repeat PLAP family protein. Gene Ontology annotation, molecular function: ubiquitin binding. Gene Ontology annotation, cellular component: nucleus; cytoplasm. Gene Ontology annotation, biological process: proteasome-mediated ubiquitin-dependent protein catabolic process; ubiquitin recycling. The record is from RefSeq and is a predicted model, not a curated record. Bases 1 to 2361 code for a protein of 786 amino acids. NCBI's taxonomy places the organism in Eukaryota, Fungi, Ascomycota, Eurotiomycetes, Eurotiales, Aspergillaceae. The transcript is spliced from 3 exons.